AUGGCGAUUGCCGGCUCUAGUGCACAGUUCACAUCGCCUAACGACCCCCUCUUCACAUUAGAAGAUGGCAAGCAGAUGAAUAGAGAGGAGUUCAUCGAGGACAUAAUGCAUGCAACCAAUACGUGUAUCAACAUCUGCCAAACACAUGGCGCUGUCAAUGAGCCAGUCAUGGUAUGCCUCGUUUACAUCAACCUGAUGGUAGUCAGUAGCUUCUAUGGGGACAACCAUCAUGCUACUUGGAGGCGUAUGGGCGACAGCGUAUCCGCACUUUACGCUGCGGGAAUCCACUGCGAGGCUUGCAACGUAGACGGUAGCAACGCAGAACCGUUCUUCAUGCGCGAAUUCAGGAGACGACUCUACGCGGCGAUAUAUUACGGCGACAAGACGCUAGCGGUGUUCUACGGAAGGCCUCCGAUGAUGGGCUGGAGAUACAGUGACCGCAAGAUGUUGUUGGACAUUAGCGAUCGCGCUAUGGCCUCGGACGAUACUGAAGUACUCAAUGCUGCGCUCUCGAAGCUCGACAGCGACGGUUGGAAUACCGAAGGUCAUCUACACCCUACUACUUUCGGUAGGAUGCGAUGCCAACUUGCUGUGUUUAAAGAGAGGUUGUUAGAGCAAAGUCUUGCAGGCGAAAAGGAUAGUGAAGUGGUACGGAAUGUCGAAGCAAUAUCUGCCGAAUGUGCCGAAUGGUGGAACUCAUUACCGACUCACCUUCGCUAUGAUACAUAUACCGAAGAAGCUGCUUGGGUAGACCGCGGUCCUGGUCUGGCCAUGCGACUGGUCGCCUACUACCUGGAUUACCUGCACGUACAUUUCCAAACACAACGCCUCCUUCAUCGGAUAACGCAACAAGCUCUGCCGGCAUUGUUGGAAGUGUCUCUGAAGCUACUGGUGUCCUCACUCGUGGCUUCCAAGCCGCAAAACCGCAUAUACGAAACUCGUCGCCAUUUCCCCACUGUCAUUUUAUUCUACUGUUCCCCAGCUGCUGGUGUAUUGGCACUAGAGCUGCGGAGAUGUACAAUUGAGGGCGUACCACUACCUAGCACAGUCUCCCGGGCCGACCUAAUCCGUAACCUUUCCGUGUUGACUUCAUGUUUGGAAUGGAGCGUUCUUCCCGGCGACGGCAAUCUCAAGCUUUGCAACGAGCUCAACAAAAUGCUCGCGCUGGUACUAGAUGAGGUCCUCAACUACGAACCUCCAACCAAAGGCACACCAGAUGCCGGUGACGAUACCGCAGCUAAUCUGACCGGGAUGGGGCAGGGAUUCUUCGACAUGCCCAUGACCGAGGGGCUGGAACCUAUACCGACAGAGUCCUCCGACUUUCUGAACUGGCUAGACAAUGCAACGUGGAAUAAUGCGGACUUGUUCUGA
Molecule: messenger RNA, 1371 nt
Organism: Alternaria metachromatica
Lineage: Eukaryota; Fungi; Ascomycota; Dothideomycetes; Pleosporales; Pleosporaceae
Exons: 5
Coding region: 1-1371 (456 amino acids)
Cellular component (GO): nucleus
Source: RefSeq, a predicted model, not a curated record